GUCGCAGGACUUUUGCUGUCAAAAAGUUCAAUUCAAAAGCAGAAAAGUGCUAGAUAUCACAAAGAAUUCAGAAAAUAUUAAUUUUAACUUUGAAACUAGAUUAAACUAGGCGGAGAGAUCAUUAAAUAGAAACAGUAGAUUAUUUUUAACACGUUGCUUUAAUUUUCGAGAUCAUAUCGUUGUUUGUUUGCUGAUAAAAAGAGGUUGAAGUUUCGUAGCUUUAUUGGUGUUUUUUUUUUUAUUGCUGUGCUGGAACGUGGAAAUAGAAGGUGCAAAGAUAGCAAAUAGUAGUGAAAAAUAAUGGCAGCAACUCCAGUAAAAUCUGAUAUCGAUGCAGUGUUCAAUCGAUUACGGUCGAUACCAACAAACAAGAGUUGCUUCGACUGUGCAGCCAAAAAUCCGACCUGGUCCUCAGUGACAUACGGAAUAUUCAUCUGCAUAGAUUGCUCGGCCGUGCACCGGAGCCUGGGUGUGCACCUAACAUUCGUGAGAUCGACCAAUCUGGACACGAACUGGACAUGGCAGCAGAUCCGCCAGAUGCAAGUUGGAGGCAACGCAAAAGCUGCCCAGUUCUUCCGGCAACAUAACUGUAAUACGACCGAUGCUCAGCAAAAGUACAACUCGAGAGCGGCCCAGCUGUAUAGAGAUAAGCUUGCGAAUUUGGCCCAACAAUCGUUACAACUACACGGAACAGUGCUUCACAUUGAUAAUACGCAUGAUCACCAUACUGAAAGUAACAAAAUCGAAGAGGUGGACUUUUUUGCCGAUUGUACCAGCUUUGAGGCCAGUCCCUCCGUAAUUACCACCGAUAGUCACAACAACAAUGUCAAGCAGCAGUUGUCGCAACAACAUGAUGAGGUUCCGAAACUGGCUCCAAUAUCUGUACCGGACAAUACUGGUAACCUACAAGGACCGAGUGUUGAUUUUCUCAAUUCAUCGGUUCCUAUAGAAGCUCCAAAAUCUACUAUUGGAGUUAGGAAGAUCCAGCCUAAGAAAGCCGGCCUGGGUGCCAAAAAAGGUGGCCUUGGAGCAACGCGUGUGAAGACAAACUUUGCCGAAAUCGAAGAGAAAGCGAACCUAGCAGAUAAAUUGAAAAUGACAGCAGCUGCUGCCGUCGUUGAAAAACCGAUGAGCGAAGAACAGGAAGCUCAAGCUUUGGCCAGCGUGCGUUUGGCGUAUCAAGAUUUGUCGAUUAAACAAAACAAAGAAGAGGAGAAGCUUAAAGCGACCGAUCCGAAUAAAGCUAGACAGCUGGAACGGCUCGGCAUGGGCAUCGGAUCCCGCACUGGAAUGUCACAUUCGGCCAUGACGGAGAUGAAAACUCUCACCCAGGAAUCGGUCACUAAGAGCGGAACAUCGCUAUCUUCUAAAACAUUCGAUUCGGGUAACGAUUUUUUCGAUGAUUAUCCAACUUCGAUGUACGGUAGCAGCAGCAGUAGCACCGGCAACAAAAUGUCGUCCUCAAACACCAAGGACUAUAGUGAUGCUACCUUGAUGGGUUUUGAAACGAUUGAACCAUUUGAUACUAAACACAACAUUCAGACGAUGUUUUCCGCUGGUUCAUCGGCCAAAAAUUCGAGUAUAAGUGAUCAGCCAACUUAUAGCAGAAAUAGCAGCAAAAAAACUGCCAGCAACGAUUUCGAACCGACGGAUGCUGCCCAAAAGAAGUUUGGCAAUUCCAAGGGGAUUUCAUCAGAACAAUUUUUCGGUGAUGAAAGUUCUGCGUACGAGCGUUCGACAAAUCUUUCCAAGUUUCAGGGCUCGAAUAGCAUAUCCUCGGCAGAUUAUUUUGGACAUCCAACAAGUUCCGCGGGCAAUCGAGGCCCCAGUUUGCAGUACAAUGGCCCGGAUCUAGAUGAUGUUAAAGAAAGCGUUCGCCAGAGUGUGACCAAAGUUGCUGGGCGGCUUAGCACGAUGGCAAAUGAUAUGAUGACUUCAAUUCAAGAUAAAUAUGGUUAUUAGGCUUCUUAGCUAUUUUUUUAAAUUAAUUGUAGAUCUUUAGGUAAAGGAUCUUUUUUCUAUUUUUUUACAUAAAUUUAACAUUGUCUACUGUUCUAUAAUUCAGUUCAAAUAAAUUUCUGCAAAAAUCCGUUUUCUUCCGUUGCUACCUUAGGUACGCUUUUGUUCCAACUCUUUGUAUGUAUAUGUUAAGACAAAUUUAUUAUUCCAUAAAGGCGACGUAGCCUAUUGUUAUGCAGGGAAAUACCUACUUAGCUCAUUUCCAGUAUCAACAUCAAUAUUGUAUGCAUCCAGUCUUCUAAAUACUAAUUCAAAACACGGGCAGCCUUCACCUACACCCUCAAUUCCUCUUAGCCACACUAAAGCACACCUGAACAACAAUCAGAUAACUAUGAUCAUAGGUACAUGAAUGUUUGAAAUCGACAAAUUUAACAUAAUUUUUUUUUCUAUAAGUACUUGGCAUCCGUUCAUGCCAUGCAUCAUGAUGUUACAAUAUUUGAAAAAAAAAAACCCUUCAGUAGCAGAACCGAUGUGUAGAAACAAUUUUGACCACUUGUUGAAUGAUGGUAAACUAAAGUAUUUAGGGAAAAAAACUGAUUCAAAAGUAAAUCCAUAACAUAACUAUUUAGGACUAAUAUAUUCUAAUAAAAGAUACAAUAUUGAAAGAAAAAAAACAUUCAUUAAAUCGCUCUGUACAGAUUGUAAUAAAAUGUAUUCUACUUGUGAAUGAUUACGACGAUGAAUUAAAAAUAUAUAUUCUUCAUAGUUUAGAAAUA
Molecule: messenger RNA, 2735 nt
Organism: Uranotaenia lowii
Lineage: Eukaryota; Metazoa; Arthropoda; Insecta; Diptera; Culicidae
Product: ADP-ribosylation factor GTPase-activating protein 2-like
Exons: 7
Coding region: 301-1962 (553 amino acids)
Biological process (GO): COPI coating of Golgi vesicle
Molecular function (GO): GTPase activator activity
Source: RefSeq, a predicted model, not a curated record